Messenger RNA from Brassica oleracea var. oleracea, 585 nucleotides. RefSeq names its product glutathione S-transferase T3-like. The transcript has 2 exons. The record is from RefSeq and is a predicted model, not a curated record. The coding region runs from base 1 to 585 and encodes 194 amino acids. NCBI's taxonomy places the organism in Eukaryota, Viridiplantae, Streptophyta, Magnoliopsida, Brassicales, Brassicaceae.
AUGGAUCCUUUUUCCCUAAACUCUCUCGGGUUUGUUAACCUAUUAGCUUCCCAGAGCAGUCAAACAAUAGACGUAGAGUCUUCUGAGGUUCCUAGGUUUAGUAGCCAGAGCUCUGAAGAUCCUAAACCAGUGGAAAGGAGAAAGUGGACACCAAAAGAAGACAUUGUGCUCAUCAGUGCUUGGUUGAACACCAGCAAGGAUCCCAUAGUGAGUAAUGAGCGGAAGGUGUGCAAGUUUGUGGGAAGCUACGAGGCCGCUUUGAAGGAGCAAGCUAGUGGCCAAAAUGAAAAUGAUGUCAUGAAGGCUGCCCAUGACACCUUCUUAAAUGACUACCAGGUCAAGUUCAGCCUUGAACAUGUCUGGAGGGAACUUAGGUUUCAUCAAAAAUGGAGAUCAAACUCUUUGUUCAGAGAUGGUGCAAAGGACAAAAGGAAGGAAGCUGCGGAGAUGGUGUCUGACUUGGAAGAGGUUAGGCCUACUGGUGUUAAGGCUUGUAAAGCAGCCAAACGCAAGAAGCAUGGGAAUGAAGCAGCUUUUGAUCAAUUACAGAGCAUGCUAGUUGUGAAAGAGAACAUAUCCAAAUAG